Molecule: messenger RNA, 174 nt
Organism: Laccaria bicolor S238N-H82
Lineage: Eukaryota; Fungi; Basidiomycota; Agaricomycetes; Agaricales; Hydnangiaceae
Exons: 2
Coding region: 1-174 (57 amino acids)
Source: RefSeq, a predicted model, not a curated record
AUGCUGAAGAGAUCAGUGGUGCGGGGAAGGACUGGCCAGAGUCCUGCAGAAAUCCUCAGGAAUCCUCAGAGCUCUGCAGAGUCCUGCCAAGCUCUGCCAAACUCCACAGGACUAGGACAGAGUUUGGCAGGAUUUUUAAAGAGUACUUACAAGAUUAUGGAAAAUUCCAGAUAA